This is a messenger RNA of Entrophospora sp. SA101, 322 nucleotides long. NCBI's taxonomy places the organism in Eukaryota, Fungi, Glomeromycota, Glomeromycetes, Entrophosporales, Entrophosporaceae. The record is from the annotation of a GenBank genome assembly.
AUGGAUAUUAAGAAUGAUAAGAUUAGAACGAAUGAAUCAACUACAAUAGCAACAUUUGUUUUACAUCCAAAUGUUAUUCAGGCUAUAAAAGAUAAAUCUCCAGAUGAUGAACAUUUCGAUAAUGUUAGACAUUUUUAUUUUGGUGAAAAUCAAUUUGCAAGCUCAAUCCCUCAACACAAUAUUCUUCCUUUUGACGAAACAUGCAAUGAUCUAAUGGUUUCUGAAUGCAUAGACAUGCUGGAAUUUGAAAUAUCAAAUGAUGAUCACUCGAUUGCUCAAUUCAAAAAACUUAACUUGCCUCAUAAAUUGUAUUUACAAGAAG